UCGACAGUGGGAAUUCACUAGCCAAGAACUAGUUUCUCUUGCUUCUUUCCUCAUCUUGUCCUCUUCAUCAUAUAGCCUCUUUCAUUUCCGGUUGAUCCAUGAUGAGCCAUUCUUCUCAUCUUUCUCGGCUUAAAUCUAAAGUUCGUGUUGAUCAUCGCGUCGUGCUCCCUUUUCUAACGUAUUAAGAAAGAGAUCAAGGACUUUGAUUGUUUGAUUGGGUUCUUUUGUGUAUCGUAAAUUCAUUCGGCUAUGUAGUUUCCUGAUAGGGCUGCGGCCUUGGCAUGUUUCAAAGCGAACACAUUCCGGUGGAGAUUCCGACACCCGAAGAAAAAAGAUUCUCCAUUUCUCAUUUUUAUGCUCCUUGUGUUUCUGCACUGUGUGAAGGCCGAGAUACCAAAGAAACCUAUUAUUGUUGUUUCCCUCUUCUUCCAUUCGGAUGACUGUUUGCGUGAGAAAGCACUUUUGCUUGUUUCCUAGGGUUUGCUCAUGCAUCCUCCAUAUGCUUCCAACAUGAACUAGAGAUUUUAAGAGGAUUUCUUUUUCUUUUCUGGAAGCGACUACGCGCUGUUCCUUCUCUUUUACGAGAACAGAUACAACCAGGGAGAUCCAUGUUCUUCUUCUUCUUCUUCUUCUUCUUCCAUUAUCCUUCCCAAGUCCUUUGGUCUGACCAAUAAGAGUUCUUCCUUCUUGUAUUCAUCUACUUGAAGGCGUUUCAGACUUGCAUCUUUGAUUUCUGACAUCCCACUAUAGCUGUUGUAGAUAAAGUUGCAGCGCAGCAUGUGGGCUUGUUUCCAAGGACAGAAUCAUUCAUGACUCGGUUUUCUAAAUGCAUGAUGCAGAAAACUACAAGUACAGAGAAGGGAAUAAAGGAAAUAAUAUAUUCACAUGGCAAUGGGCAGCCGUGGGCCGGAGGAAGUCGUGGCAUGUCCCAAGACCCAGCAGCAGCAGCAGCAGCAGCAGCAGGAUAGGAAGGCAAGGCCUCAUCCGGAGCACGCCCUGCAGUGCCCCAGGAGGUAUUGGACUCAGGGAGGCUCCCUCAGGAAUGUUCCAGUGGGAGGUGGCUGCAGGAAGACCAAGAGAUCCUCCUCCUCUUCAUCCAAGAAGGCAGCCCCGUUCCUCGUCCCUCCACCCCUUUCACAUGAUCCGAGUGACGACCUCACGAGUCUUCAAAAGCCACUGCCGAUGAAGCAGUUUGGUUCGGAUCAUGAGAAUGGCCAUAACUUUCUCGUAGGGAACACAAACACCGACCCGUUUUCUUUCCUCGUAAACGAUUCUGACCCAAUGCCAUCUGCUCCAACCGCAACGAAAGGCUUCCUCGACUACCUAAGAAAUGGCUUGGUCGACAUCUCAAGCCCGAGCAGCUUUAGCAACAUCGACUAUGACUACGGCCUUGGAACCAGUGGCAGCUGGGGGAUGCCAACCGGUGCAGGGCUGAGUGGUGCAACGGCAGGCACGACGACUUGCCAAGGGUCAUGCAAACCUAUGGACGGAGGGGAUGGCCACGUAGAGAUGAGUCUUCUAUGGCAGGAUGGAUCCAUGGAUUCAGAAAGAGAUUACUGCUGGAACGGCGUCGGUCCUUCUUGGCAGGGACUAAUCAAUAGCUCCUUGAUGUAAGGUGCCAUAUUUAUGGCUAGCUGUUGUAUUUUUGUUCUGCAAGCUGUUCGACUCUCUCAUGUAUCUUCCCAUCUCCUCUCUCGUUUCCCUUUAUAUUAUUUUAUGGGAGUGGUGACCUCAAAAUUAUAUGGAGAUCAGUUUGCAGUCA
This is a messenger RNA of Musa acuminata AAA Group (dessert banana), 1762 nucleotides long. RefSeq names its product dof zinc finger protein DOF5.3-like. Gene Ontology annotation, biological process: regulation of DNA-templated transcription. NCBI's taxonomy places the organism in Eukaryota, Viridiplantae, Streptophyta, Magnoliopsida, Zingiberales, Musaceae. The record is from RefSeq and is a predicted model, not a curated record. The coding region runs from base 886 to 1614 and encodes 242 amino acids. The transcript has 3 exons. Gene Ontology annotation, molecular function: DNA-binding transcription factor activity; DNA binding.